AUGACAGUGGUUUCACCUGUGCCUGUGAAAGGCCACACAAGCUUGGUGAACAUUCUCCUCAUAUGUGCUGCUGCUUUGGCCAGCUUCAAUUAUGGCUACUCGAACAAUGUCAUAGCUGGCACUCUUGCACAGACAUCCUUUGGAGUCAAAUUUUUGAGUGGCUCCAACGCACUCCCAUUGAUCGAUGCCAUUGUCUCCGGCUUCUUUGGCUGCGCUCUUCUCGGCGCUAUCGGUCAGGCAUGGAUUUCAAAUAAAUGGGGCCGCAAGGGUGCCACCCGUGUCGCAGCCGUUCUUCUCAGCGUUGGCAACGCCCUUCAAGCUGGAGCACCUCACAUAGCCAUGUUCCUCGUCGGCCGGUACAUUACAGGCUUUGGUGCUGGCAUGGUCAUUACCAAUACUCCUGUGUACUUGAGUGAGAUUGCGCCUGCCCAUAGCAGAGGGCUCCUGGUCGGAUUGCAGGGCAACUUUAUUGUCCUAGGCUAUAUUCUCUCUUCCUGCGCCGCGCUUGGCUUCCACUUUGUUACCGAGUCAUAUCAGUGGCGACUUAAUUACUGUAUAGCCACAUUCUUUGGCGUGGCCCUUUUCGUUUCGCUGUUGGCGCUCCCAGAAUCGCCAAGGUGGCUGGUUGAGCACAGCAAACCGGAAGAAGCAGGAAACAUUCUCAUGCGAAUUCACAGGACUAAGAAUGAUCCCAACGGAAGAGUGGCACAGGCCGAAUUGGCACAGAUUGUGGCACAGGUCGAGCAUGAUCGCUCUCAACCGCGUAGCUGGUCGUUCAUCUUUCGCACUCCAUCCAUGAGAAAGCGACUCCUCUGCACUCUUCUUGUGUGGACCAUGGCACAAUCAACAGGCAUCACGGUCAUUGCAAAUCUUACUCCUAGACUCUUCGGUGCCCUGGGCUACAGCACAGUCCUCCAGCUGACGUUGGCACUAGUCUGGACAGUGUGCUUGUUCCUUGGUUGCUUCGUCAACAUUUACCUGAUCGACAGAAUCGGUCGUGUGAAACUGAUUGUGGCUGGUGGCUGGGGCAUGGUUGUUUUGCUUGCCAUUGAAGCUGCCUUACAAGCAAAGUACCUUGAUAGCACUAACCUCAAUGGAAUCCGGGGUGCUGUUGCAAUCUACUUCAUCAUUGCCUUCUACUUCUGCUGCACUUUGGAAUGCGUUGGAUACGUAUAUGGCUGCGAAAUUUGGCCCACCCAUCUGCGUAGCAAAGGCUCCGCGGUUUCAUAUUUUGGCUUUUAUAUCUUUUCGAUUUGGUCGACCGCCCCUGCUGCUCAGGCUUUUAGCUCUAUUGGUUGGAAGUAUUACUUGGUCUUCAUCUGUGUCACCAUUGGCCUUGUGAUACCUUGCCACUGGCUACCAGAGACUGCAGGUAUUUCUCUGGAGGAGCUUGGGGCCAAGUUUGGUGAUGAGGUUGCCAUUGACUUCGAACAUGCUCUAGAGGCUAAAAGCCUUAACCAACAAGAUAUUGGACAAUAUGUAAAGGAGCAUCAUGUACAGAACGAAGACAUUGGGGUCACCGAAGAAAGAAAAUGA
Exophiala aquamarina CBS 119918 is the source of this 1536-nucleotide messenger RNA. RefSeq lists its product as uncharacterized. NCBI's taxonomy places the organism in Eukaryota, Fungi, Ascomycota, Eurotiomycetes, Chaetothyriales, Herpotrichiellaceae. Gene Ontology annotation, cellular component: membrane. The transcript is spliced from 5 exons. The record is from RefSeq and is a predicted model, not a curated record. Gene Ontology annotation, biological process: transmembrane transport; carbohydrate transport. Gene Ontology annotation, molecular function: carbohydrate:proton symporter activity. Bases 1 to 1536 code for a protein of 511 amino acids.